This is a messenger RNA of Pestalotiopsis fici W106-1, 3039 nucleotides long. RefSeq lists its product as uncharacterized. Lineage: Eukaryota; Fungi; Ascomycota; Sordariomycetes; Amphisphaeriales; Sporocadaceae. Gene Ontology annotation, molecular function: protein binding. The record is from RefSeq and is a predicted model, not a curated record. The transcript is spliced from 3 exons. The coding region runs from base 1 to 3039 and encodes 1012 amino acids.
AUGUGCGGCAACUCAGUUGGGCUGGACCUCCAGCAGUGCACUCGCUGCGGCGAAGUGCGUUCGGCCUCACAUUUCACUGCGAAGGACAAUCCGGAGCUGAAGACGAAAAAGUGUUUGAGAUGCCGUUGCACGCCAGACUAUUGUUGCGGUAAUUUGACCAAUGCAAAGAAGUUCUGCUGUAACUCAUCUCCUGCUACAAUCCGACUUCUGCAGUACUUCUGGCAGAUGAUGCUCCUGUCGAUGACCAUGUGUGGAGUGCUCCCGUCUGGCACAUCGUUGGCCGCUAUUGGUCGACGACUGAGCGAGAUUGUGUUCACUUCUUCGUCUAUCUGUUCAUUCGGUUCAAGCAGCGUCGUCCAUUCCUUGCUGGUGGCCAUCGCUGUUAUCGUCUCCUACUUCACUUUUAUUGUCCUCAUCUUCACUGAUUGCCUCGGAUACCUGCGAGGCCCUCAACGGGGUCGGAUGAGGAUUCAUAUCGCCCGCAAAAAGUCUACUCGGGAGCGCCGGCAGCUUUGUACAACAACUACUUGCAAACGCAGAGAGAUAUAUGGCAGAUUGUCAUGGCUUUUCGGGACUAUCGCAAGCAGGUUAUUGGCUGCGAACCGCCACUGGCUCACCUUCUCCAGCUCUCGGAGCAGUGUCGAUAUUGCUCCGGCAUCUUCGUCAUCGUUGGCGCCCGUUAUUGCAACGUCCUCCCCGUCCCUCACUCCUCAGCGUCUGGUAUCAUCUUGUCAGCCAGAGUAUCACGCUUGGCUUGGUAGUUUACAUGAUGCAUACUCAGAUACACCGUCCGGCGCUCAUAGAAGCCCUGCCUCCCAUGUCGUCCAAAUAUUUGUGAGGGCCGACGAGCGCACACUUGCCGUGUUGGUAAACGUCGACGAUUCUUUUGCUUCAUUAGUGGAAAAAAUCGCCGCUCGACUUGGACAGUCACUGGAAUUUUCGUACCUUGCGUACCACGGCAAGGUUCUUCGUUCUCAAUUCGUUCUGCGAGAUUACAACAUCCAGGAUGGGUCUACCCUCGAAUUUUUGCCCCGACUGCUUAGUGGUGCUCCAGGCAAAACCAAAGGGAAGAGAACGGCCACUGACGCCAACUUUAGAGACGUACCCGACGACGAUGAUUCUUGCGAUGAAUACGUCCCCAGUGACCAGGAUGUUAGCGACUCAGAUCUUGAGAUCGCCGAUGACGAUGAGUUCCAACCGCUACGUGAAUCUGAGGUUUUCGACGCCGUUGGUGAUGAAGAAGAUGAUCAGCUAGAGAGCCAAAGGGGGAAAGAAAUUGAGUCACUAUUUUACAGGGCUGAGAAGCUAGGUCUUCAACCAGAUCCCAGGAAGUUACGGAAGAAUAAACAGAGGAUGCGACCUCCACGUUCGAAGCCGCGCGAAGAUCCGAUUAUGAAGAUCCCCAUUGAUCGCCUAAAACAAGACCUCAAUGACCGCCUUUAUAAUCUUCUACUUGUGGUAGACAAAAAGUUCAGCAACUUUGAUGACAUCGUCGACGACAACCCAGUUCAAUUUCGAACACAGAUAGUCAAUCAUCUGCUUGGACAUCAUACACAGUCGACAAACGCUGACGAGAUGAUACAUGUGUUCUCUGCGUAUACCGGCCGUGCUUUACGUCUCGAUGCAUCACCUGUCUCAAGCUCGCUCGAAUCAAUUUAUCACUAUGCCGUCGCACCGAGUGGCCACAUUGGUUACCAUGUUGCGGCUAAUACCGUAUUGGUAGAGAGUUUUCUCAAUUUUACCAAGCGCAAUAUGUCUAUUAUGACCCUCCCACUCGCUGCAGAAAUCAUGCGGACUUGGGAUCGUCCGCUACAUUGGGAUGCCAAAAGAGUCCGCCUUCAAUGGCUCGUCAAUGCAGCAGCGAACGUGGCAAUUCUUCAAGAGAAAUAUCAAUGCCAUAGCAAGCAUGUACAAAGGCAUAAGCAAUGGGUUAAUACCAUCCGGAGAAACCGUGAUCCAGCCCUGAUGUUGGAAGCUAUGCGUACGGGACGGUCGACGAGCACUGACGCCGAGCUUGAGAGAUUCCGCAGUACUUUGACAAAUUGGGAUGGAGUCUUUAGCGGCCAUUAUUGGACAAGGAAGGGUGAUGAUGAUUUAAGCAUUUCGACGGUCAAGGAGACCUUGCUUAAAAUCGCCGCCAGUCACGGCCUAUCAAAGAAAGAAUUUCUCGCAUGCUGCACCAUAAGCGAUGGAAAUGAUUGGGUAUUCUUUCCUUUCACUCCACUAACCGCUAACAUGGCGAUCGCUAUGGGCUGGGACUGGAAAAUGCUUCGACGAUGGAGUACGCACCGCUUUUUUCGCAUCAAGCAUUGCAAUUAUUGGGCGGAAGCAUUCGGUAUAGCCGAGAUUGGUCUAUCUCCCGUCAAAAUCCUAUACUCUUGCGCUCACAUCACUUUUGAGCGCAUCGCAACGAAGAAGGAACAGUUCUGUCUUGAUGGACGAGACUUAUCGGAUAAUUUGGUGCUCAAUGAACUGGCCUGCGAAGCGAUCGUCGACCGUUUUAACAUCCCUAUUGUCCCUUGGCAAAAGCAUGCUUUUGCAGCUUCGCUCUGCAAAAAGUUUGACCAUGGAGUCGAGAUGCGGACGGGAUUCGGAGACAUCGAGGUCGACGAUCCUAUCUUUGAUCCGACGAAUUGGAAUUCGGCUGCAGAAAAGUGUACAGUUACGAUAGACACGAUGAUGAUCAAUAUGGGCAUGGUCGACUUCCAUCCAGAAACUUGGAAAACCCUUCCUUUAGUGCUUCGCGAUGUUCCCUGGCAGCAUCCACUUUGGGAUAUCGAUGACAGUUUGGGAAACCAGGUCUGGGGCCUCUCUGAGACUGUUUGCGGCGCUUUUCCGCCGCAUAGAGAAUACGACACCUCGAUCCUCCUGCCCAUCGAGGCCUGGUCUCAAGGGGGUAUCGCAAUCGAUCUCCGUUGUCGCUUCUCCGCCAACGACCCAUGCUUUGCAAUGCACCAGGCUGUUUUCGAAGGUUUGCAACGGCAAGCGACCUCGACGACCACCGUCUACAAGAGCAUACACAAGAUGAUCAAGAUUUGA